Mercenaria mercenaria is the source of this 1851-nucleotide messenger RNA. RefSeq lists its product as uncharacterized. The record is from RefSeq and is a predicted model, not a curated record. The transcript is spliced from 2 exons. Lineage: Eukaryota; Metazoa; Mollusca; Bivalvia; Venerida; Veneridae. Bases 16 to 855 code for a protein of 279 amino acids.
GCAAGAAAUUUAACAAUGGCGUCACAAGCUGAACCAGACCUUGAGCAAGUACGACGCGAGGUGUUUCAGAAAUUGAAGACAGAUGACAAUGCAGACUAUACAAGAUUUGAAAAUGAUCCAGAUGCACUGAAACAAGCCGAGUCAGCAAUUAAACAGACAUAUAACGAACUAGAGAAUAUGAUGACUCAUGCAAACUCGCUUGACGAAGCGCUUGCACAUCUGUCACUAGAAAGACAAGAGCUGAUCAAAACAACUUUCCGCCUUCAGAGCUUUAAAGUUGAUAUACAGCGCCAGGCUGACGGAUCUGUAAAUCUACUGUUCGAAUCUGUAACAGGUACCCCGUUAUCGUUUGUUCCAUCCAUUGUGAAACUGGACGACAAAAACUCCACGGAGACCCGCGUACUGCUGUACGCAAGAAUUGUCUAUGAGAUCGUCGCUAUGGUUUUGAAUCUUGUCGGUAUUACUGUGACACCAUCAUCAGAGGCUACUAAAGAAGCUAUAAAGUUUAUCACUCGGACUUUAACUGCAUACGACAGAAUUUACCAAGAUUUGGAUAAAAUGAUUGCUGCCGCAGAUGAAGGUGAUAUGUAUAAAGUUGCUAGAUGCAUAGUCGCAUGUUUGAUCGACCUGUUUACAAUCGUUGGAACUCCAAUACUAGCCUUGGUCAGAAUUUUUGUCCAGGAUAUGUCUUGGAUAAACAUCAUCAUCUGCGUAUGUCAAGCAUUAUGCUUCCUUGCACUCCUGUUUUUAACAGGCGGUGCUGCUGUGCUUGUCAAGGUAAUUUCUUGGGUGUUGAGAGCAGCCUUCUUCAUUAACAAGUUAACACAAAUGAACGAUUUUAAGAAACUCAUGUAGCCCAGCUGUUCUUAUUGACGUCUAUUCGGAUACAUCGACCGUUACCAUGCAAACUCAUACAGACAUGGCUAAUUUGAUUUAUACCGGUAAUGAUUGCUUGUAAGACGUUUCAUUUAACCUUUCUUGUUUUAUAUAGACAGUCAUAGAGAUAUAGAUGUGCAUUAAAUUGAGCGUUGAAACUUGCUUCGUACCUUUUAGUUUUUACGAAUUGAAAGCGCUCAUGUUAAAAACUUUAAUAAGACUGAAUAGAUCUAUUGUUUAUGAAUAACCAAAUGAAAAUGUACAAAACGCAUUCUUUGAUAGUAAUCUGUUUUAUCUUUUAUUGCAACCGUAGCUGGGUCUGCUGUAGUGGUGGCAACUUGGAGCUACAAACUAAAAAUGUUAUAACGUGACAUGAAGUAAAAGCUGUUCAAGAUAUCAAACUUGUUAGGAAAGAAAGGAAGUAAAAUGAACACAGCAUAAUAUUUCUUUGUUUUAUUUGCAAUUUAUAUUUUUUGUAAUCACAAGAUUAUUUAUACAUGAUAUAUCAUCAUUCUACAUUAGCUUCAAAGACAGUCUGAAUAUGUCAAACCUGAAUUUUUAGAGUGCUUAUUGCUACCAAAUGUGAGUAUUUGAGCGAAUUAUAAUCAUGACAAAGUAUAUAAUAUUUAAUAUUCAUUGAUCUGCGACACUAAAAUGUAAUAAUGAAUAAUAAAUAAAAGACAAAAAUACUAUAUUUGAAGAGAUAGAUAUAUAAUUUACUGUUUGAAAUACUUGAAUGUUUCCAAGGACUGAAUAAAAGAAGUAAAAGUGUCAGUUUCUGAGACAACAUUGACAGAAAUUCUUGUAUAAACAGAAAAGCUACCAUCGCCACUAAUAAGUCGUAAAAAGAGAAAUAACUACGUGAGACUAUUUUUGUCCAUGCUUUCUAAGAGAUAACAUUUCCUUUUCAGCAGCUAAAGAAUUAACGAUUUUAAAUUGAUUUUGGCACGUUGAUAGUCUAAACACGGCUUUUCU